Messenger RNA from Lodderomyces elongisporus, 1023 nucleotides. RefSeq lists its product as uncharacterized. The record is from RefSeq and is a predicted model, not a curated record. The transcript has a single exon. NCBI's taxonomy places the organism in Eukaryota, Fungi, Ascomycota, Pichiomycetes, Serinales, Debaryomycetaceae. Bases 1 to 1023 code for a protein of 340 amino acids.
AUGAAGUUGUCAACAUUUACAAAUGCUGCUGUAGUUGCAAUCUUGGCCUCCAAUAAUGUUGUUGAGGCUGGCAAAAUUAUUCCAUCGAUUAAGUCAAAGAUUAAGUCCAAGCUCCUUCCCCAACAACCAGAGGAGACUUCCGAGUGUCCAGAUUUUGAAGAGACAUCUUUGGAGUCUGUCAUUACCACCACUAUUGUUGAAACUUCUGAGGAUUGUACAACUACAGAAGUUGAGACAAGUGAAGAAUGCACCUUUGAAUCAACUGAAAAGUCUUCAGAGGAGCAUACUUGGAAACCAACCUGGAAACCAACUUGGACACCAUCUUGGAUAACAAAACCUACUCAUAAGCCAAAGGAAUCCACUUCUACAAUUACUGAAGUUGAAACUACUGUAAUUACUGUUAUUUCAUGUGAAGAAGAGAGUUGCGCAAGCAUUGUAAAGACUACAGGUGUUACCACUGUGACUGAAGAACAUACAGUUUACACCACAUUUUGCCCAAUUCCAGAAACUAAACCUGUUCCCGAAGAAGAGACUACCACUAUUCGCUCAGAAAUUACGGUAUCUACAACCAUUUGUCCGCCUACCGAGACCCCAGAAGUUUCCGAAGUUCCAAUAGUGCCAGAAACUUCAGAAGUGCCAAUAGUGCCAGAAACUUCAGAAGUGCCAAAAGUUCCCGAAGUUUCAGAAGUGCCAAAGGUGCCAGAAACUUCAGAAGUGCCAAAAGUUUCAAAACCAUCUACUGAAGUUGCUCCCCCAACAAUAGAAAAACCCAAAAUAUCUGCUCCCACCUCUGAAACAUUGCCUCGUGUUUCAAUUACUGUUCCCGUUUCGGUUUCAAAACCUCCUCCAGAGGCUUCAAAACCUACUCCAGAGGCUUCCAAACCUGCUACCAAGGCUCCUGCACCUUCAGCACCAAUUCCCGCAUCAAACAUUACUCGACCAACUUCUAUUUACGAAGGUGCAGGAUCAUUUGUCAACCCUGCUAGUGCCUUGGUUGUUGCUGCUUUGAUUUACUUUAUGUAG